GAAGAGUUAAUCAAUAAUCACGACAAGCUCAAUCAAGUAACAGAAUGUUGGUGGUUCAACGUAUACUUCACGUAUUGAACUCACCUUGGACCAUUGAAACUUAGUCAAUAACAAUUCAUGGAUCUACAAAAACUAUUACUAAAAUACAGUAUUCUUAAUUAAUUCGAACCAUUGAAUGAAGACAGAACAUCUCUGAAUCUCGAAACACUUGAUUUCAGCAUACCAAGCCUUUGACUCUAAUUGUUUAACACCAUACUCCUUUAAUUUUCUAUCGUGGUCUAAAAUACUCAUCACCGAAGCUUUUUUUAAUCACCUUUGAUUAUCCUCUAUUGCCGUCACAUUACUGACUGUAUAUGUUCAACAUCUUAAUAUACAAGAUUUUUUAUUUCGUGCCAGUUCAUGUCUCAUUUGAUUCCAAUUGACGAAGCAAAGGCUAUUGAUUUUGCUUUUGAUACAACCUUUCGGAAAACUCUUCUAAUACCUAAUCUGGACUUAUUCAAUUCCGCUUUAGACAGCUUAUUUAAGAAACCAUUAGAGUCUGUAAACCUUCCUGACCUGGACGUGUCUGAAACCAAAGUAAUAAUUGUUCGAAAUCGACCUUUUGGUAUUCGAGAUCGCCACUCUCAUUCAAUAAACCUCGACCGAGUGAGGGCUAACAGCUGGACACAAAUAAAAUCUGCAACUCCUCCACUUCAAGGGAGGGUAUUUUUGAGAAGGAAUUUGCGACGUGUGCGCGACAGUUUGUAGACAUAUAAAUACUGACACAUUACUUGAUUUAGUCAGGAAAACCGUACUUAUUUAUUUUUUUUGUU
Messenger RNA from Schizosaccharomyces octosporus yFS286, 812 nucleotides. RefSeq lists its product as uncharacterized. The transcript has a single exon. Bases 400 to 747 code for a protein of 115 amino acids. NCBI's taxonomy places the organism in Eukaryota, Fungi, Ascomycota, Schizosaccharomycetes, Schizosaccharomycetales, Schizosaccharomycetaceae. The record is from RefSeq and is a predicted model, not a curated record.